AUGGAUCGUAGUAGAGAUAAGGAUACGAUCCCUCUGCCAUCGGCAGACACAGUGAACCCAAACUAUGCUUCGUCGUCGACGUCUUCGAUAGGGAAUAAUAGCGACGCGGGUGGCAGCGAGGCGACCUCACCAUCGAGUCCAACGUCACCUCGCACGACAGCAGCCAUCAAGAAGAAGGCCGGCUCUUCAUUGCGCCCCAACAAGCCAAAGAAGAAGUCCAAGCCUCUCAAGAGGACAAAGAAGAGAAAGUACAUUGGCGAGAACAGGAGUAUAUUCGUCAAUGACCCGACGAGGAACGUGACGUCCAAGUUCCGUGACAACACGAUCAAGACCACCAAGUACACCUACUGGUCGUUCAUCCCCAAGAACCUGUACGAGCAGUUCAGACGUGCGGCCAACUUCUAUUUCCUCAUCAUUGCCAUCAUCCAGCUGAUCCCUAUCCAAGCAUCUCCCGUCAACCCCCUGACCACCGUCAUCCCUCUAAUCUUUGUGUUGUCAGUAACUGCCAUCAAGGAAGCAGUAGAGGAUAUUAAACGUAGAAAGUCAGAUAGUAAGAUCAAUAACUUACCAGCAAGAGUGUUCCGUGGUAACUCGUUCGUCGAGGUACCAUGGCGUCACGUGUCGGUGGGAGAGAUCGUUCGUGUUAAUAAGGGCGAGAGAUUCCCUGCCGACUUGGUGCUGCUAAACAGCUCCGAGCAACAUGGUAUCUGCUACAUCGAAACGUCGAACCUCGAUGGUGAGACCAACUUGAAGCAGAGACAGGCGCUGCCACAGACAUACGAGUAUCUCAGAAGCGAUGAGGAUCUCACCAUGUUCAAGGGCUUUGUCGAGUGCGAGCAUCCCAACAACGUCAUCUACGUGUUCCACGGCUCGCUGGCCCUCGGCAACAGCCCCUCCGACAUCAAGUACGCCCUAUCCAACACGCAGACACUACUCCGUGGCUGUGUGCUCAGAAACACCGACUGGAUCUAUGGCAUCACCGUGUAUACCGGCGAGGACACAAAGAUCAUGCAGAACUCCACCGACGCACCCAGCAAGCGCAGCACCCUCGAGAAACUUGUGAACCGCGCACUCAUCAAUCUGUUCUCGAUCAUGUUCCUGGUGUGCGUCGUUGCAACAGUCGUCUCGGUCGUCAGCACCAGCAACCAUCUGAACGACUUCUACAUGGACUACAGCUCCAAGGACGUCGCAGCGGCGGGCAAGAACUUCCUGUCGUUCAUGAUCACCUUUGCCGUUAUGAUCCCCAUCUCGCUGUACGUGUCGCUCGAGCUAGUCAAGGUGGCGCAGGCCAUCUUCAUCUCGUGGGACCGCGAUAUGUUCCACCGCGAGUCUGGCACGCCAGCACAGUCACGCACAUCAAACCUGAGCGAGGAGUUGGGUCAGAUCGAGUACAUAUUCAGUGACAAGACAGGCACACUAACUAGAAACCAGAUGGACUUUUUGAGAUGUUCGAUUGGAGGCAUUGCCUAUGGCGCUGACUCUGGCGAGUCGUCGAGCAACAACGAGGGCAUCCCAGGCGCAGACCCCAACUUUGGUUUCAAGGAUCGCAGGCUCAUCGAGCAUCUCGACGAGGGCUCGCACCAGUCGGACCUCAUUCACCAGUUCCUCACGUUGCUCGCCGUCUGCCACACCGUCAUUGCCGAUCGUCCCAACAAGGACGACAGCGUUAUUGACUACGAAGCCUCCAGUCCAGAUGAGGCCGCGCUGGUCACCGCAGCCAAGAACCUCGGCUACGCCUUUUACAAUCGUCAACCAACGAUGAUCACAAUCAGAGUGCGUGGCAAGCUUGAGCAGUUUGAGUUCCUCAACAUUCUCGAAUUCAACAGUGAUCGCAAGCGUAUGUCGAUCGUCGUUCGUGACGCUGAGGGACGCUUCAUAAUCUACACCAAGGGUGCAGACACCACCGUUCUGCCAUUGCUCAGGAAGGACCAGGAUGAGAUCCACACGACCACCUUGGAGCACUUACAGGACUUUGCCGCUGAGGGUUUGCGUACCCUUUGCCUGGCCUACGCCAUCAUCCCCGAAGAUGAGUAUAACGCCUGGAACGAACAGUACAAGGAGGCUGCCAUCUCCAUCCAGGACCACGACGCCAAGAUGGACCGCGUCGCCGAGCUCAUCGAAAAGAACCUCGUCCUGCUCGGAUCGACAGCCAUCGAAGACAAGCUGCAGGUUGGUGUGCCCCAGGCAAUUGCCAACCUGGCCAAGGCCAACAUCAAGAUCUGGGUGCUCACUGGUGACAAGCAGGAGACUGCCAUCAACAUUGGUUUCUCGUGUCAGUUGCUCACGUCUGACAUGAAGAUCAUCAUUCUCAACGGCAAGACACAGGGCGACGUCAACGAGCAGAUUCGCUCGGCCAUGGACGCCUACUUCUCAGACAACAUUGUCGACUUCCCUCACAGCGGCUUUGCACUCGUGGUCGAGGGCAGCUGUCUCAACUUUGCCCUCGAGGGCGAUUUGAGAGACCCCUUCCUCAACCUGGCCUCCAAUUGCAAGGCCGUCAUCUGCUGCCGUACCACCCCACUGCAAAAGGCGCUCGUGGUCAAGCUUGUGCGUGACUCUCUGUGCGCCGUGACUCUGGCCAUUGGUGACGGUGCCAACGACGUUUCAAUGAUCCAAGCAGCCCACAUUGGUGUCGGUAUCAGUGGAAACGAGGGUAUGCAGGCCGUAAUGGCCAGUGACUACUCGAUCGCCCAGUUCCGCUACCUCUAUAAGCUGGUAGUUGUGCAUGGCCGCUGGAACUACAAGAGAAACAGUCGUCUGAUGCUGUACUGUUUCUACAAGAACAUGGUGUUUGCCAUGACCCAGUUCUGGUUCGGAAUCUACAACCUCUACUCGGCACAGACACUCUUUGACUCUUUCUCGAUCGCCGUGUUCAACGUCAUCUUCACCGGUCUGCCCAUCAUUGUCUACGCCAUCUUUGACCAGGACGUCAGUGUCGAGAGCUCCAUGAAGUAUCCACAGCUAUACAAGUCUGGCCAGAAGGACUCAGAGUUCAACCUCAAGAUCCUCUGGAUCUGGCUGGGCGAGGCCUUGUGCCACUCGGUUGUCAUCUUCUUCUGCGUGCGCGCUAUCUUUAUGCACGGCGGACCACUCCUAACCAACGGCCUGAACCUAGACUUUUGGUGCAUGGGCGAGCUGAUGUUCAUCCUAGUCGUAUGGACCGUCUCACUCAAGCUGGCGCUCGAGACUCGCUACUGGACCUGGUUGACACACUUCUCCAUCUGGGGCAGUAUGCUGAUAUGGUUCCUGUGGCAGGCGAUCCUUGCCUCGCUCUACAACGCCUCCAGCUCGGCAUCGGGCGACCUCUAUUUCACAGCCUUUAAACUUUGGAGCUCAGCCCUCUUCUGGCUGGCAUUGGCCUGUAUCCCCAUCAUCUGUCUCAUCCCAGACAGUCUGUACAAAAUCAUUCAGCGUGACGUCACUCCCUAUCCCUACCAGAUUGUGCAGGAGAUUGAGAAGGUCAAGGGCAAGCCCGAUCCAAUGGUCUUUGUCGAGAAGGGCCUUGGUGCAGGUCCACAGGGUACCAUCGAGGAGUUCAAGGUCAGCGAUGCCAACAACAAGGACAAGAAGAAGAAGAGAAUCCCAUUCUUUACAUGGAUCAAGUCAAGCAAAGUAUCAAAGAAGAACACAGGAUUCGCAUUCUCACAUCCAGGCGAGAACUAUGGAAGUGAAGGCAAUGCCCAACACUUGUAG
Messenger RNA from Acytostelium subglobosum LB1, 3693 nucleotides. RefSeq lists its product as hypothetical. Gene Ontology annotation, molecular function: magnesium ion binding; ATP binding; ATPase-coupled intramembrane lipid carrier activity. The record is from RefSeq and is a predicted model, not a curated record. The transcript is spliced from 3 exons. NCBI's taxonomy places the organism in Eukaryota, Evosea, Eumycetozoa, Acytosteliales, Acytosteliaceae. Gene Ontology annotation, biological process: phospholipid translocation. Bases 1 to 3693 code for a protein of 1230 amino acids. Gene Ontology annotation, cellular component: plasma membrane.